AUACUGUGUGUGCGUGUGGACUGUGUACGAAAGCAAGCGAACCUCCGCUAGCAUCGCAUGUAACGCCUAUAACGCACCGCAUUACUGUUGAAAACUUCGGCGAGUACAGUUCGGUCUCGAUCGAGCUCUCGCUGUUGUGCGUAUUUCCCCCAUCGCAAUAUCCGACCUGGUUGGUGUAAAAUAUCAGUGACUUGGUGGUAGUUAACUAGCAGCAAGGGAACAUCGUUUUGGUGAAGUAAAAUUUACCGUGGUUUUAAAACGGCAAGGCAAAGGCCUUCCCGCUGGUGAAACCGACGCGUGUGUAAAAUCUCGCUAAAAGGGUACGCUUCUUUGUGUGUGUUCGAAAGAGUUAAUAUACUGGCUCCGUUCUUGUUGUAAGUUGCGCGGCUAUUUUGUGACGAAAAUUGUUGCAAAAGGGCAAGAUUUUCAACAAACAGCUUACACCACAAGUGAGUGAAAAUACAACAACGCAAGCCAUAAACGUCAGUGUCUACGCAAACUAUAAACAGGUUACGCCCGUUACGAGGUUACCCAUCAUAACCUCAAAAUUGAAGCUUGCUUGAAAAAUAAAGAGACGACAAAACCCCGCACACACAAACACAUGCCCGUGCGCUUGCGUGAGUAGCGUGGAAAGGGCCAUCGAAAAUCGCUGGUGUACGGUUGUGUGGUAGUAGUGGUGGCAACAAAGAACAGUGCGCACCCGUGUGUAUGCGUGUAUGAGUGCGAUCGCCGCAGUGCGUGUGUCGAAAGCGAACGAUAAAGGGAGCGAUGCAAUCGCGUUCUAUUUUAUACAAAAAGUAUGAAAAGGGCGUGUUGAAAAUUUGACGACCGUCUCGGAAGGGUGUUAGAAAGUACGGAAACUCUGCCGAUUAAAUUGUGCCGAUCGAAACGGGUGCAAUCACGGGUGAAUGACUGUGAACGACGCAGUGAAGGUUUUAUUUGUGCCCCGAACGCACGACGCCAUCUUAGCAAAAAACAAGGGAUUCGCGACCCGUCUCGAAUCGCUGUGCGGGGCUUGUCAGAUUGACAAGUGAAAGAAGCAGAAGCAGUGCGCGUGUGUAUACAAACAGACCAGCAGCAGCAAGCCGAAAACAUUUGCAAAACAAGCGUGCGUGCAUUUUCAUUGUGCCUCCCGUGGUGGUGUGUGCGCGAAGCAAUAUUCACAAGCAAUUAGUAAAAUGGGUGCACAGGUGUACAACCAGACGAUCGAGCGGCUGCACUAUUCCCCGGUGCCGCCGAUCAAAAACUACAAACGACUGUCGCCGGCCAAAAGCCUGCUGAACCGCACCAAGCGCAAUUUGUUCGGUUCGGUCGAACCGAAAGCAUUCAUGGAUUACUACAAAAGUCAAAUGCAAAAGGCGAGCGAGGAAAAGCGGAAGAAAUGGAACUUCAACUUCAACCUCGAAAAGCCCCUGGACGGUCCGCUGCAGUGGGAACCGGUGGGAACGAACCGUGUGCCGGUGGUCACGUUGACGCAGGCCGCACACGUGAUACCGGGCACUAGGCGACCGGCGGGACUGGAGCGUAGCAGUAGCAGCACCAGCAGCAGCUCGGUCGACAUCCUUUCGUCGGACGAACUGAUGGACCAGCGGGCGGAACGUGCAAACCGGGGCAGCAGUGUGGAGUCUCUCGAUGGUACGCUCUCGUCAUUGUCACCUGCCGAAGAGGAGGAGGAAGAGCAGGAAUCGGUCCAGACCUACCCGAUAAUGCCCAGCUCGCCCAAGAAGAAGUGCGCGGCGCGCAGCCAGUCGCCAAAACCGUCGUCCUCGAAGGGUUCGAAAUUGCGACAGCCACAGAUUACAGGUGAGUUUGUGCUUACUGCUGGGUCCUUGGAUACGUUUCCUUCCUUUUGUAUACUUGCCCAUUUUCCGCCCUUAUGUAUGGGUGCAUUGGUAACAAUAAUUAAAACAAAGCUAAUUAUUGGAACUUUCGCCCUGAAAAAAAAAUAUACAAAAUCAAAAUCGUACCAUCGGGAAUGCAUUCUGUUAACGUUACUUCACGCCUUAUUGAUUAUUUUUAAUGACCGCCAAUUAACACUUGGUGUGCACGGUUGAUGCUGACUGGUCGGGAAUUGCUUUUUCCCCUUUUUAUGAUGGGAAGGUGAAAGAAUUUGUAUCUCUUUCUGUGUCAAUAAUUAGCAAUAAGAGUAUCAAUUUGCUAAAGAGGUGAAAUGGAACCUUCACUAAGCAAUGGUUUUUUUACUUGUGGUAAGAAUCGAUCUGCUUUCUGUUCCCUGGUUUCACCGGAGUGAAGACAAUUUGCCCAAGUGUUUAAUUUACUGCUUGAACGAACUAAAAAGCCAAUAUAAACGUUCUCAAUUACACGCACACAGUAUGGCACAUUUACCCUAAAUCGUGUGGGAAUCUUCAUCAAUUUGCCCGGAACAAAAAAAAAAUACGUUUGUUCCAGAAAAUCGAUUAUUCCUUCCCUAAAGCCUUAAGGUUACUGACACCCAGGUGUUUAAAAUCUUCCCCUAAAAGAAACGAAGCAAAGUAUACUUUCUCAGAGAAAGGAUGAAAAAAAUGAAUCGUAACCGUUGAACUUAUUAAAAACCAGAAAAAUACAUAAUACGUUCCGCGGGGGUGCACAAAAAUAUAUCCUUCGUGGCAAGGCAGCAAUCUUAAGAUUGUGUAUUGCUACCCUUUUUAUCCUAUCCUUCUCUCUUCCUGCGACGUAAAAGAAGGUGCAGCGUGAAAUAAUGAAUUCGUUUUACUGACCUCAUCGAACAUAUGAUCACUGUGUGGAACCUCCAGAAGGGGUCAAUACGCAUGAUAUGUGUGUAUGAUCUCGUUCCGUGUUGUUUUGCUUUCCUGUUAUCAAACCAACAAGCAGCGGCAACCUCCAAUAAAAGCGCAUGUGCGGAGCCUCGAGUGUGUUUUAUGGUUCGUCGCUUUUUCCAACGGUUUUUUGGUUUGGCCACUCACACUGUUGUCUUUUGACCGGCCAGCCAGCCGUUCUAAAACACAAACCACCGACGAGACAUGUAUGUUCCGUUUUCAUUUCCCUUACGAUAUUCUCGACAUCUGCUCGGCAACGCAGCGCGUGUACGCCCGUGUCAUGCUCCUCUGCGCGAACGGAAAGCAGAGAGAAAGAAAGGGGACACGGAAAUGCAUGGAACGAUCGCGCACAGAUCCCCAUUGUUUCGGAUCUAUUUUCCAUAUUACACACCCUCGUUUAGCCUCAGCAGAGGGGUUCCUUCUCGAGGGUUUUUUUUGUUAGCUCUUACUAAGACAGAUAGAAGAAGCGGGGGGAGAAGAAAAGGUCGUUAUUACUGUCUGCCUUUGUUCUUUUGGGCUUCUUCAAGAACCUCGCCUCACGCGUAGGAUGUUUCUGCUCGCCUGCAUGACAGUUAUGCUGCUCUUUUGGAUGAUCUAUGCUUCUUGAUUUUUGAACAGAAACAGAAGAAAUUGCUGCACCUUUCACGGUUAGCAGAAACAUUUUUCGAAUGUACUUAAUUGAGCUCGUCUUACAGCUACAGCCGUCCUAAGAGUAAUUCUUUUCUGUUUUUCGCGCUUCGUGCACUUGCGUUGAGGUGUAAUUAUACAAUUGUAGCUUGUUCCAGUCGCGAUUUUAAUGCUCCAUAUGUUUCCCUCGUCGGAGAAUGGGGGGCCGCCACCCUUUUGCCCCAGUGUUCUUGGUGUAAUUAGUGUGCAGUUGCGAUGGGAGAUAUUUCACGGGUUCUUCAACUAAAAUAAAACGUACAAUUGUGUGUUUGUUAUGGUUGCAUGAAGCUGAAGCGAUCAUUUUCAGCAUGGCUUAAUCGGUGGAACAUUUUUUGUACGGAUAAUAACUUCAAUUACUAUUCACCAAGUUGAUGGAAUGAUUUUAAUAAGCUAGGUUUCUGAUGUAGCCCAAAUGUCUAAGCAUAAUUCUUAGCAUUUUUUCGUUGUUUUAAACUAUUGCUGACCUUUUCAACCUGUGUUUCAACCAAUGGUUUGGAAUUUAUGUUUUUAAAACUCUCCUAUCGCGACCGGAUACGGGACAUUCCGUUAGCUAAUUGAUGAUGCACCAAACCCUAGCCUCUUAUGGUAAACAUGUUAAAAAAGAUAGGAUAAGCUAUCCUUACCUUUUCUUCUCCUUAUCUAGGUCAUCCAUGGUCAAUGUUUCCGGUAGUUGUUUGGUAUUUUUUGCAAAUUAGUUUUUACCUUCCGAACCGGAAGAAAGAAAGUGCACACGUGUUGCCCGUUCGUCGUAAUAGAUGGCAUGUGGUGUCCCUUCCGGGGUUUCUUUUUUUGCUUGUUUUCUACACCGAAACAUGUUUGGUUAAAUCUCGAGUAAAAUUUUCAGGGGUUUCUCCUGUUUCCCUACGGUUGCUGCAAUUACGUCUAAAUUGGAGAAAUAAUGCAAACCCAUCAUCCCUCUCUUGAAAUCGAUACUCGUUCUAGGAUGUGAAAAGAAUCAUCGGUCGGAAAGGUCAUUUUGCUACCAGCAGGGGUCCCUAGCAGCUAAAGGUGUAUAUUGAGUAAGAAAGGCACUGUACGGGGGCUGCGCCCGUUGUGUAGUACGGUAUUUCAACCUCAAAAUCCCGCAGCGUUGGGUGCUGCUGCAUGGUGUGCGCUAUUGUGGGACUAACGUUUCAAACACAGGCAAAAUCAAAGAACGGUAUUUUUUAUUGAGCGAUCCCAGCCCCAUUGUGCUUUGAACCGUGUGCAGUUCCGGAUGUUAUGUGCCUUCUAUUUGAGGAUAUGCAACUCCAAAAAGGGUAUUCCUGUCCAACAUUCCGUCUGUGCGUAUUUUCAUUAACAAAAAGAAAACGUUUUUAAUCACACUGUUUAGGGUGAUUUGCUCCACGUAAUUGCAAUGUGGAAUAAAGGGCUUUUUGUAUUGUUGGUCGGUAUUUAAUUGCUAGUAGUAUGGUUUACCUAUGGCGGAUAAUAAUAGUUUUAAGGUAUAAUAGCUUAAAAGAAACCGCAAAACAACACAAUUCAUGUUCGUUGAAUUCUCAAAUUAAA
Anopheles gambiae (African malaria mosquito) is the source of this 4952-nucleotide messenger RNA. RefSeq lists its product as uncharacterized. The record is from RefSeq and is a predicted model, not a curated record. Gene Ontology annotation, cellular component: nucleus. Gene Ontology annotation, biological process: regulation of cell cycle. Bases 1179 to 2054 code for a protein of 291 amino acids. The transcript has 2 exons. Gene Ontology annotation, molecular function: cyclin-dependent protein serine/threonine kinase inhibitor activity. Lineage: Eukaryota; Metazoa; Arthropoda; Insecta; Diptera; Culicidae.